Messenger RNA from Nycticebus coucang (slow loris), 695 nucleotides. Its product is annotated as T-cell surface glycoprotein CD3 delta chain. Gene Ontology annotation, molecular function: transmembrane signaling receptor activity. Gene Ontology annotation, cellular component: alpha-beta T cell receptor complex; membrane; external side of plasma membrane. Lineage: Eukaryota; Metazoa; Chordata; Mammalia; Primates; Lorisidae. The record is from RefSeq and is a predicted model, not a curated record. Bases 94 to 609 code for a protein of 171 amino acids. Gene Ontology annotation, biological process: positive thymic T cell selection; cell surface receptor signaling pathway. The transcript has 5 exons.
CCGGUACUGGUGAGUCAGUUGGGGAGGGCAGCUCUCAUCCUGGCUGGUAGUUCAGUGACCUGGUUUUAUGUACUGGAUAAAUUCCACUGGGAGAUGGAACACAGUGGGUUUCUGGCUGGUCUGAUACUGGCUGCCUUUCUUCCCCAAGUGAGCCCCUUCAAGAUACCCGUGGAGGAACUUGAGGACAAAGUGUUUUUAAAUUGCCACGGUGGCAUCAUGUGGCUGGCGGGAACAAUGGGAACACUCUUGCCAAGCAACACAAGUUUGGACCUGGGAAAACGCAUCCUGGACCCACGAGGAAUGUAUCUGUGUAAUGAGACAGAUGAAAAGGUCCAGAAAGUAUCUACUGUGCAAAUUUAUUAUCGAAUGUGCCAGAACUGUGUGGAGCUGGACCCAGCCACCCUUGCUGGCAUCAUUAUCACCGACAUCAUUGCCACUCUGCUCCUCGCUUUGGGAGUCUACUGCUUUGCCGGACAUGAGACUGGAAGGCUCUCUGGGGGAUCUGACACUCAAGCUCUGUUAAGGAAUGAGCAGGUCUAUCAGCCCCUCCGGGAUCGGGAUGAUGCUCAGUACAGCCAUCUUGGAGGAAACUGGUCUAGGAACAAAUGACCCUGGCACUGGCGUCUUCUAGAAGCAUCAGUUAUCAACUGUACCUUCUUCUUUGCUCAGACAAUAAAAAUACCUUCUUUCACUCA